Molecule: messenger RNA, 408 nt
Organism: Odontomachus brunneus
Lineage: Eukaryota; Metazoa; Arthropoda; Insecta; Hymenoptera; Formicidae
Exons: 3
Coding region: 1-408 (135 amino acids)
Molecular function (GO): nucleic acid binding
Source: RefSeq, a predicted model, not a curated record
AUGCCAGAUGGCGUAAAGGUAGGCCAGAGACGUGUCCGCGCCGGAAAGACGCCAUGCAAAAUAAUCAAGUUCUUCGAAUAUCCCAAGUCGACAGUGGAUGAUAUUGUCCAGAGGUACGCAGCCUCGGAGGUGGCCACCCUAAUCGCCGUCUUGAGUGAGGGCAACGUCAUGCCACCGCAUUUCUUCAAGAAGGGGGAAAUGGUCAUUCCCGACCUGAACCCUUUCGACUACUACGUGUGGGGCGUAUUCGAGAGGGUUACUAACAAAACCAGACACCCCAACGUGGUCAAUCUUCAAGCCACUAAAGCAUUUACAAAAAUGGACCGGGCGCAAUUGCAGACGGCGUGUUCGUGCUUUCGGAACAGGAUCGAGGCGGUGAUCGAGGCGCAAAGCGGCUACAUUGAGUGA